AUGGCGGCGGCUGCGGCUGCCACUCGUUCACUGCAUUCCUUCCUUGCGCUUCUUCUCCUGUUGCCUGCGGCUGCGGCUGCAGCGUCGUCAUCGUACGAAACCAAGUCCAUAGAUCCUGGACUCGUCGUGAUGACGCUGCCGGAGCCGGUGUCCGGGCCGGAGAGUCUCGCCUUCGACGGGCGUGGCGGCGGCCCAUACUCCGGCGUCUCCGACGGCCGCAUCCUCCGGUGGCAAGGUCGCCUCCGAGGAUGGACCGAGUUCGCCUACAACUCCAAGCACAAGAGCGUGGCGUUGUGCUCGCCGGACAAGAAGCUGGUAGUGCCGGAGAGCCUGUGCGGGCGCCCGCUGGGCCUGCAGUUCCACCGGCAGUCCGGCGACCUUUACAUCGCCGACGCCUACCUUGGGCUGCUCAGGGUUGCCGCGCGCGGCGGGCUGGCGGAGGUCGUGGCGACGGAGGCCGGCGGCGAGCCGUUCAACUUCCUCAACGGGCUCGACGUUGACCAGCGGACCGGCGACGUCUACUUUACUGACAGCAGCACCACGUACAGGAGGAGCAUCUCAGAUAACCUCGUGGAAUACUAUCUCUGUCUGACAGUUAUAAUGAUCCCAGCGGGACCAACACUGAUGCCAACCUCAAAUUGCAAUGCAUGCAGCGACUACAUGCUGGUGGUGGCCCUGGGCGACGAGACGGGCCGCCUGCUGCGCUACGACCGCCGGACCCGCCGCGUCUCCGUGCUCCAGGCGGGCCUCUCCUACCCGAACGGCGUGGCGGUGAGCGCCGACGGCACGCACGUGGUGGUGGCACACACGGCGCUGGGCGAGCUGCGGAGGUACUGGGUCCGCGGCGCCCGGACCGACACGUCCGAGACAUUCGCGGAGCUGCCGGGGUACCCGGACAACCUGCGCGCCGACGGCCGCGGCGGGUACUGGGUGGCGCUGAGCAACGGCGUCGCGGUCGGCGGCGGCGAAGCGGCCGCCGCGGCACCCACGGUCGCCGUCAGGGUCUCCCGCGAGGGCAACGUGACGGAGGCGCUGGACGGGUUCAGCUUCGUGUCCGUGAGCGAGGUGGCCGAGCGGGGCGGCGCGCUCUGGGUCGGGUCCGUGGACACGCCGUACGCCGGCGAGCUGAAGCGGCGUACCAGCUAG
Molecule: messenger RNA, 1146 nt
Organism: Miscanthus lutarioriparius
Lineage: Eukaryota; Viridiplantae; Streptophyta; Magnoliopsida; Poales; Poaceae
Source: the annotation of a GenBank genome assembly